GGCUGGCUUUGCAGCACCAUCACGCCCAGCUCCUCCACCGGCACUUCUCGGCCUGGCAACUGGCGCAGAGACACAAGGAGCAGUCGGAGCACCUCGCCCAGCAGGCAGCCGGCACAGCCUUGCGAAGGGCUUUUGCCCGGUGGGAACUCUAUGUGGUGUUGUGUGCCGAAGAGGCAGAGCGUUACCGGCUGGCUCAAAGCCACCAUAACCGUCGCCUGCUGAGUUGGGGGUUUCGUGCCUUGUGGAGGAACGUUCGGGAGGCUUCCCUCAAGCAAGUGAGAAGAAACCUGGCUUGUCAGCAGCACCGGAUCGUGCUCACAACCAGGUUCUGGGCUUGCUGGAGAUCUCACCUGGAGCAGAAAGAGGACGAGCAGCACCGCCCGCUGACUCUGGCAGCCGUUUCUCACCACAGCCGGGGGCUGCUGCAGACGUCUCUGCGGACCUGGAGACAGCGAGCCUGCGGGGAAAGACAACAGAAGCUACAGUGUGCCAAAGCCGACCAGCAUCGCGAGGCCGUGGUCCUGUCUGCUGCCUUUCAGGCCUGGGAGCUGUUCAAGGAUCACCAGCUCUGGUGGAGUGAGAUGAACGGGGUGGCCGCCGGCUAUCACAG
Messenger RNA from Notechis scutatus (mainland tiger snake), 610 nucleotides. The record is from RefSeq and is a predicted model, not a curated record. Lineage: Eukaryota; Metazoa; Chordata; Lepidosauria; Squamata; Elapidae.